Anguilla anguilla (European eel) is the source of this 3336-nucleotide messenger RNA. RefSeq names its product nuclear factor I/C (gene nfic). Gene Ontology annotation, biological process: regulation of transcription by RNA polymerase II. Gene Ontology annotation, cellular component: nucleus. The record is from RefSeq and is a predicted model, not a curated record. The transcript is spliced from 11 exons. Gene Ontology annotation, molecular function: RNA polymerase II cis-regulatory region sequence-specific DNA binding; DNA-binding transcription factor activity, RNA polymerase II-specific. NCBI's taxonomy places the organism in Eukaryota, Metazoa, Chordata, Actinopteri, Anguilliformes, Anguillidae. Bases 1252 to 2772 code for a protein of 506 amino acids.
AACAUAGUUCUUACUAGAGUUUGUAUAAUAACUGUUGUUAUAAUGUUUAAACACCGCCUGGGUGAAACAAGAAACUGGUUUGAUUUUUGUGAUGAUUUACACCAAGCCUACUAGAUAUACUUUCCAUUUAGCACACAAGAGAAAUUUGAAUCUGUUCUUUUCGUGAUGUGGAGAUCCUUACACCAUCCUUACAGCUCUUUCAUAAAGUGUCACACUAUUUUCUAAUGACAAAACGCGUGGUUCUAAGUUUACGCAUAUUUACGCAUUUGCUUAUUUGGAUUGGUCGCACAUUUUAAGCCCCUAAUGAGUUAAAACAGGCUAUCUCUUAAACUGAAUUAGAUUUCUCUUUGCAAUAAAAUUGUCGAGAAUUUAGGACUAUUAUCCUGGUUGUCUCGCAGCCUGGAGAGCUCUAUUUUGUAUUUUUCAUCAAUGGCAAAAUUAUUAUCUGGAGUCGUGGAGCCUUAGCCGACCCAAUGAACGCCGUUUAAUGCUGCCACUUGUUUAUUUCCACAAAACUUGAUACCGAAGGCAGAAGUGUGUGCUAUUCCAUGACCUUUGAGUUUUAAAGAACUCGAUUCCAGUCGUUAAUCUGAAGACUGUUGAAUGAAAAUGAGCCGCGAGCUCCAGCGUUCUUGUUCGGAGUGUAUCGCACGAGCGCAAUCACCAUUCUCGCUCCCUCUGACUGGGGAAAGGAGGGAGGGAAUGAGUGAGGGAGUGUGCGAGCUCGCAGGGGAGAGAGAAAGUCAUUUGCUUUUGUUUAUGAAACAUCUCUUUCGGACGCUGCACCUGAGCGAGAGAGAGAAAGAGUGUGUCGUAUUUACGAGUUUAUUUUGUGAACUGUGCGGAUCACGCUGGACCUUGGAAAUCGGGGAUACUGCAUCUUUAAGUUCCUUAUUUUCUGGGAUGGGCUAUUUUCAGAACGUCAUUUCAUUCCUCCCUCUUUUUCAUUUUCUCAUUCUUUGAUUCUUUCUCUCCCCCAUUUCCUAAAUGGAACAGAUUUAUAGAUCUUCCACCUAUCCAAGCGUUCUCUGCGCAUUCUGUUCAAAGUUAUAUUUGUCUUCUACAAUUUUUGCACUUUAUAUUUUGUUGCAUCGCGAUUUUUUCGGAGGGCUUUAAGUUUCUACCGACUCAAAAUCGGAUGAUGUUGAUGGUGGUGGUGAUGGUGGUGAUGAUGAUGAUAAUUGCGAAGAAAUGAUUCAGUGACUUCUCAGUUUUUUUUUCCACUUGCGAAGUCAUAAGUUCCAUUGCACCAUGAUGUAUUCUCCUCUCUGUCUUACUCAGGACGAGUUCCAUCCGUUCAUCGAGGCGCUCCUCCCGCACGUCCGCGCCUUCGCCUACACCUGGUUCAACCUGCAGGCGCGCAAGCGCAAGUACUUCAAGAAGCACGAGAAGAGGAUGACGAAGGACGAGGAGCGCGCGGUGAAGGACGAGCUGCUGGGCGAGAAGGCCGAGGUCAAGCAGAAGUGGGCGUCCCGCCUGCUGGCCAAGCUGCGCAAGGACAUCCGGCCGGAGUGCCGCGAGGACUUCGUGCUGGCCAUCACGGGCAAGAAGGCGCCCUGCUGCGUGCUCUCCAACCCCGACCAGAAGGGCAAGAUCCGCCGCAUCGACUGCCUGCGGCAGGCCGACAAGGUGUGGCGGCUGGACCUGGUGAUGGUCAUCCUGUUCAAGGGCAUCCCGCUGGAGAGCACGGACGGCGAGCGGCUGGUCAAGGGCGGCCACUGCACCAACCCCGUCCUCUGCGUCCAGCCCCACCACAUCACCGUCUCCGUCAAGGAGCUGGACCUCUACCUGGCUUACUUCGUGCAGGAGAGGGAGGCGGAGCAGAGCAGCAGCCCCCGCACGGGCAUCGGCUCCGACCAGGAGGACAGUCGAGCCGCGAACAUGGAUGCCCCAGAGUUUCAGGAGAGCUUUGUGGCAUCGGGAGUCUUUAACGUCACAGAACUCGUGCAAGUGUCCAGAACUCCUGUGGUGACAGGCGCAGGCCCCAACUUCUCCCUGGGGGAGCUGCAGGGUCACCUGGCCUACGACCUCAACCCUUCAGGAGUGGGCAUGAGGAGGACCCUGCCCAGCACCUCCUCCAGCGGGAGUAAGAGGCACAAGUCCGGCUCCAUGGAGGACGACAUCGACACCAGCCCCGGGGGGGAGUACUACACCUCGCCCAACUCCCCCGCCAGCAGCUCCCGCAACUGGCAGGACGAGAUGGAAGGAGGGAUUUCCCCCACCGUUAAGAAGACGGAAAUGGACAGCCCGUCUCCGCAGGACAACUCCCCGCGCCUGAGCAGCUUCACGCAGCACCACCGGCCUGUCAUCGCCGUGCACAGCGGUAUCUCCAGGAGUCCCCACCCCUCCUCCGCUCUGCACUUCCCCACAACCUCCAUCCUGAACCAGUCGGCCUCCGGCUACUUCCCCCACACGGCCAUCCGCUACCCGCCGCACCUCAGCUCCCAGGACCCGCUCAAAGACCUGGUGUCCCUGGCCUGCGACCCGUCCAGCCAGCAGCCCGGCCCGCUGAACGGCAGCGGGCAGGUGAAGGUGCCCAGCCACUACAUCUCCUCCCAGAUGCUGGCCCCCCCGCCGCCCCCUGGCAUGCCCCGUCUCUCGCUGCCCACCGACUCCAAAUCCAGCGCCACCACCUCCGAGGGCGGAGCCAAUUCGCCUACGUCUCCCACAUACUCGGCCCCUGGGACGCCCCCCAACCGUCCCUUUGUAGGUAUCGGACCCCGGGACCCUGGAGGGCUCUACCAGGCGCAGUCCUGGUAUCUGGGGAACUGAACAAGACAAGGAUGAGCCCGAGGGCAUGGACAUAAAGAUUUGAGAUUCUAAAUUUUUUUUGUGGAAUUAAGAAAAAAAAAAUUGCAAAGGAGAUGCAAGAGGGAAAACACAUAUAUGUGUAUAUAUAUAUAUACAUGUGUGUGUGUGUAUGUAUGUGUGCAUAUGUAUAUAUACAUAUGUGUAUAUGUAUGUAUGCAUAUGUGUAUAUAUAUAUAUAUAUAUAUAUAUAUGCAGAGAUGUAAAAGAUACUGCAGCUGGCCUUUUCGAGUGGAAAGAGUGAAAGAGAAGAUGGAGAGAAGAGAGGAGAGAGAGAAGAGGAUGCUUGGGGGUGACUGGGAUGGACAGUGGGGCAGAAUUUCUACCCCCGCCCCCCCACCUCCUCUGCAAUGCCCCUGCCUAAUCAUCCUUCCUCUGCUACAGGUGCUCCUUCCUCAUAUAUGCAAAACAAGUAUCCUUUAUUUUCUUAAUCGACGAGAGAGUGAAAAGUGAAAGAAGUGUUUCCAAGCGAUUAUAUUUUUCCAGAAGUUUUGGGACGACGCUGAUGGUUCCUGUAUUGAAGCUAGG